UCCGUCCUCCAGUGCUGCUUCCCCCCACUGCUCCCCCCAUUUCAACUUCAAAUGGGGGGUUCAAGCGUCCUCCGGUUAACGAGUCUCGAUAGAUUGUGCAUAUAUGUAAACAAACUGAUAGACCGAUAGAGCAACUGAAAGAAUACUAAAUAUUCAAGUAAACGGUAAUGAAAUAAUUUGGAAACAGAAUUAUUGAAUUCCAAGAAAACAUUUUUCUGCUUAAAGAUACUUUCAUUUGAUUGUUGUUAAUGAAUAUGAAUUAUUCUUUCAAUCUGAUACAGACAGGGCUGUAACCAGAAAAAUUACUGUGGCAAUUAGGAGAAUAACAACGAAAGAAGUGACCAGAUACAUUGAAAGAGCAAAUUAUUAGCUUCGGAAGAAUGUAGUACAGAAGAAAUGAAAAAUGUAUAGCAAACAGAAGAUAACAGAUGUAGAAAAAUAGCUGGAUGCACAAAUAUCCUAGACGACAGCUGCUACUGAUACGUAUUUACCUCGUUUAUUUAACAAGAAUCUUUUCAUGGAGGUUUCUGCUGAAGCGAAUGGAAGAAAUCUGGGUCCGCCUUCUACAGAAUUUGGUAUUGAUACAAGUGUCGUAAUUGAAAAUCAUGUGAAUAAGAAACGUUUCGCAUGUGAUAUAUGUGGCAAGACAUUUGCACGUAAAAGUUCUUUAAAUCUACAUUUUCGUAUCCACACAGGCGAAAAACCUUAUUCUUGUGAAGUAUGCAAAAAGAAGUUUUCUCAGAAAUCUCACUUGAAUGAGCAUUCUGGAACUCAUACUAAUGAAAGGCCCUAUUCUUGUGAUAUAUGCGGACAAAAAUUUAAACUAAAAAGUCGUUUAAAUGUUCAUUAUCGAUUUCAUUCUAGUGGGAAAUCUUUUACUUGUGACAAAUGCGAUAAAGCCUUUUUUCAGAAAAGUAGUCUCGAUCUACACUUACGCAUUCACACGGGUGAAAAACCUUAUUCUUGUGAAGUAUGCAAAAAGAAGUUUUCUCAGAAAUCUCACUUGAAUGAGCAUUCUGGAACUCAUACUAAUGAAAGGCCCUAUUCUUGUGAUAUAUGCGGACAAAAAUUUAAACUAAAAAGUCGUUUAAAUGUUCAUUAUCGAUUUCAUUCUAGUGGGAAAUCUUUUACUUGUGACAAAUGCGAUAAAGCCUUUUUUCAGAAAAGUAGUCUCGAUCUACACUUACGCAUUCACACGGGUGAAAAACCUUUUUCUUGUGAAAUAUGUCAUAAGAAAUUUUCACAAAAAUGUCAUUUAAAUGAACAUCUUCGUACUCACACUGGUGAAAAACCGUAUUCUUGCGAGGUGUGCUAUAAGGAGUUUUCUCAGAAAUCUAAUUUUAAUGAACAUAUUCGUACCCACUCAGGGGAAAAAUCUUAUUAUUGUAACCUUUGUCGUGAGGCAUUUGAUCAAAAAUUUCAUUUAGAUGAACAUAUUCUUACUCACACAGGUGAGGCACGCUACUCUUGCCAAAUAUGCAAUAAGGAGUUUUCUGAGAAGUGUCAUUUAAAUGAACAUUGUAAAACUCAUUCUGAUGAAAAGCGCUAUUUUUGCGAUGUAUGUGGGAAAGGAUUUAAUGUGAAAAGUCUUUUAAAUUACCAUUAUAGAAUACAUUCUGGGAAAAAAUCCUUUUCUUGUGAAAUUUGUGGUAAGGUAUUUUAUCAAAAAAGUAAUCUCAAACUACAUUUUCGUACUCACACUGGUGAAAAGCCAUUUUCUUGUGAUGUCUGCAAAAAAGCGUUUUCUCACAAACAUAAUUUAAAUGACCAUUGUAAAACUCAUUCUGAUGAAAAAAGCUGUUCUUGUGACAUAUGCGGUAAAAAAUUUAAACUAAAAAGUUAUCUGAAUCGUCAUUAUCUAGUUCAUUUUAGUGAAAAUUCCUUUUCUUGUGAUGUUUGCGGUAAGGCGUUUUUUCAAAAAAGUAGUCUCGAUUUGCAUUUGUUUGCUCACGCAGGUGAAAAAUAUUUUUCUUGUGGUAGAUGCAAUAAGAAGUAUUCGCAGGAAAGCCAUUUAAUGGAUCAUUACCUUACUCAUUCUGAUGAAAAACGCUAUUGUUGUGACGUAUGCGGGAAACAUUUUGAACUGGAAUUAUAUUUAAAUUGUCAUUGCCAAAUUCAUUCAAAUCAAAAAUCAUUUUCUUGUUAUGUGUGUGAUAAAGUAUUUUAUCAGAAAAAUCGUUUCAGACAACAUUUUCGUACUCACACAGGUGAAAAACCUUAUUCUUGCGAGAUAUGCGAUAAGAAGUAUUCUCAGAAAUCUCAUUUAAACGAGCAUUAUCGAACUCAUACAAAUGAAAGGCCCUAUUCUUGUGAUAUAUGUAAUAAAGAAUUUUCUCAUAAAUGCAAUUUAAAGAGACAUUAUCAAACCCAUACAAUUAAAAAAUCAUAUUACUAUGAUGUAUGCAGUAAGGAAUUUUCUUUUGAAAAUGAUUUAAGUAAACAAUUUAGUACUCAUGCGAAUGAUGAUCGUCAAGAAUUUUCUCAAAAAAAUAGUUGAAAUCAGCAUUUUUUUUUUUUUUUUUUUUUUUUUUUACUCGCAUAAAAUUCUUUUGCGUGCAAUACUUGUGGAAACACAUUUUCUGUGCAAGGAGGGGCUUCAAUAAGCAUCAGGGGAAAACGCUCUUAUGAUACAAAUGAGGUCAUUCGAUUAGACUUCUGAUAUUACUAUGUAUACGUUAGAGAAUUUUCUUGUGAAAAUCAUUUAAUGGAAGACCGUCUAUUUGUAGGAAUGAUGGAGUAAAACUGUAUUAAUAUUUAAAAAUGCAUUUUCUAAAUGUCAAUACAGAAUUAUUAUAUUAAAGUUGCAUUAUUUUAAUAAGUGGUAAUUUUUUUGCUGGUAAUACAAUUAGAAUUGCAUUACCUUGUGCAUUAUUUGAUUUACUUUGCAGUAAAUUUAUAUAAAAAGAAGAAGAAACUGAUCAGAUUUCGUGAAUUUAAGAUUGAAAGACUUAUUCUAUCGGUUGAAGAUAUUUUAAAAAGAAAAACUGCAAUGCGGUUGUUUUCCAUUCCAUAGAAGUUACCUUCGACAAUGUUCAUGAAAUUGUAGGAAUGAUGAAUUGCUCAUUUAUUUUAAUCUCUUAUUACGCCAAGAAUCACCUUACACACGGCUGAAGGUCAUUUUUAAUCUCUUGGAAUGAGCGAAUAAAUAUUUUUUGUAAAUAACCGAGAGCAUUCAUUAUACAAUGCCUUUCAGUACUUAUGCAAUUCAUGCAAUGGCUUGGUUAUUAUGAAGGGCCAUAUUUUACUGACGAGACUUCUCUGAAUUGCCAAAAGUUUCCAAUUCUAGUACAUUUAUAUUGUAACACCCAUUCCAUUGAAACUCUAUUCAUUUCAGUGAGAUGCUAAAACUAUUAUUAUGCAAAUUAGAAUGGUGAUGCUGUCGAGAUCUUUAUCGUCGUCAUUCUAAAUAUGUUUUGUAUAUAUGUAUUAGCGUACCUAUAUAUGAAAAUGCUUAUUAUUUGCUACGAUUGUGGAUAACAGGUUUAUAAAUAUUAGAUAAAACCAGUGUUGUGCUCGAACCUGCUAUCACUGUCACAUAUAAACAAAAUUAGUUGUAAAAGUACAGCAAACUAAGUGUACAAUGAAUAAAAAAAGAUGUUUUUAUUUGUGAAUAUUUGAUAUGAAGUUAUUUAGAAUUUUAUGGAUUUUUAGAUGAAGAUAUUUAGAAUUUCGACAUUACCUUGCAAAACUUGCAUUUCAUUAAAAUAUAAUAUUCUGCUUUUCUUCAAAAUGCUUUUGAUUUUACUUUCAGUUUUAUGUGAACUUUUAUAUUUCCAUUACACUGUGAAUAAUUAAUGAGCUCACAGUAAGUAAUGUACUCACUCAUAUUCUUUGCAAUAUACAAAAACCUUUUAGAAUCUUUGCAUUGUAGAUUUUAGUGUGCCCUCCUUAAAUGGAUUUCUAAGAAUACGGCUUGAUUGAAACAGCACGUCCCGCCAAACAGAAGGGUUCAAUCCCUGAUUCAAAAGUCAUUGAUAUUGGAUUUUAUUUUCUCGCAUUUCGGACCUAAGACAAUGAAAGGAAAAAAUUUCUAUACUAUUUUCCUUUUUAGCCAAUCAACAGAUGUCAGUGUAUAAUAUUUUUUAACUUUUAUGAUGAUAAUUUUGUAAAUUUUAUCCAUGUGAAAGUAUGCGAUUAAAUAGUAUCAUUUACUGAAGUAUAUUUUUUUUUUGUAUUGUACGUAUAAAAGUUGUUGUCAAAUUUAAUGUAAAUCUGUACAGAACAGUAGAAAAUAAAGUAAAAUAAAAUAUUGUCCAUAGUGAAUAAUAGUUUUUUGCCAUAUUUUUUUUAGUUAAAUUUUAUUUAUUUGUUUGAAAUAAGCACAUUACAGAGUGCAUUAAUCAAAAGCAUACAAACCACAAAGCAAAUUAAAACAUACACAAAAAAAGAAUACAGAAUUACAAAGUUCUGAGUCAUAUAUAAAUAAAAGUACAAACAUCUAGCAUUAAGUAAAACACAGUACCAACACAAAAGCAUGAGUGCACACAAAUAUCAGAAUAUAUAUAGUUAAAGAUAAUGUGUAAUCAAGAAUUGGAAAAAAAAAAUAAUGGCAGUAAAAAAGAAGUAAGAUCAAGUAGACGAAAGUUGAGGACAAUGGUUUUAAAAACGCUAGGAGUCAUAUGUGAUGAAUGUCAAGUUCCCCAGAGAUCCUUUUAAAAGUCUUAUAAAAUUUAUACAAAGUCAACCUUUUGAUAUAGUUAAAUUUAGAAUAAAUAUUUGAAAAAGUACUUUGUUUUCUUAAAUAUCUUACAGGCACAGCAAAGUUAAUAAAACUCGGGAUAUUAAUAGUAAUCGAUCAAAAUAUUGACAACCUUAUAAAAGAAAAGAACACAAGAAAU
Messenger RNA from Argiope bruennichi, 4838 nucleotides. Its product is annotated as gastrula zinc finger protein XlCGF57.1-like. Gene Ontology annotation, biological process: regulation of transcription by RNA polymerase II. Lineage: Eukaryota; Metazoa; Arthropoda; Arachnida; Araneae; Araneidae. The record is from RefSeq and is a predicted model, not a curated record. The coding region runs from base 518 to 2497 and encodes 659 amino acids. The transcript is spliced from 3 exons. Gene Ontology annotation, molecular function: DNA-binding transcription factor activity; RNA polymerase II cis-regulatory region sequence-specific DNA binding.